AUGGCAAGAAGACCCGAACAUCUGGCACCACCAGAAGUGUUUUACAAUGAAUCCGAGGCAAGAAAAUAUACAUCAAAUUCAAGAAUGAUGGAGAUUCAAGAAAAAAUGACUGAAAGAGCUUUGGAGCUUCUUCUUUUACCAGAAGAGACGUGUUUUAUCCUAGACAUUGGCUGUGGCUCUGGUUUAAGUGGCUCCGUUUUGACAGACAACGAUCACCAUUGGGUUGGCGUUGACAUAUCUUCAGCAAUGUUGGAUGUGGCUCGAGAACGUGAAAUAGAAGGUGAUUUGGUUUUAAACGACAUUGGACAAGGAUUGCCUUUCAGAGCUGGUACUUUUGAUGGGGCUAUUAGUAUAUCCGCGCUCCAGUGGCUCUGCAAUGCUGACAAAAAGAGUCAUAAUCCUGUCAAACGACUUAACAAGUUUUUCACAUCUCUUUUUGCGUGUUUGUCACGAAAUGCAAGAGCUGUAUUCCAAUUUUAUCCAGAAAAUAGCGAGCAAGUAGAAUUAGUGACGACACAGGCUACAAAAGCUGGUUUUUUCGGUGGUGUUGUCGUCGACUAUCCAAACAGUACCAAAGCCAAAAAAUUUUUCCUCGUUUUAAUGACUGGAGGCAAUAUGCCAAUGCCAAAAGCUCUAGGGGACGAAUCAGAGUCAGCUCACGCUGGUAAACACGUCACAAAGCGUGACACUCAACGUGGAAAAUCUUUGAAAAAAGGAGGAAAUUGGAUUUUGGAGAAAAAAGAAAGAAGAAGACGACAGGCGCUUCUUUUAAUUCAUCUCUAUCGAGCCACUGGUACUUGA
This is a messenger RNA of Cotesia congregata, 801 nucleotides long. NCBI's taxonomy places the organism in Eukaryota, Metazoa, Arthropoda, Insecta, Hymenoptera, Braconidae. The record is from the annotation of a GenBank genome assembly.